Molecule: messenger RNA, 628 nt
Organism: Pomacea canaliculata
Lineage: Eukaryota; Metazoa; Mollusca; Gastropoda; Architaenioglossa; Ampullariidae
Exons: 3
Coding region: 149-613 (154 amino acids)
Source: RefSeq, a predicted model, not a curated record
GGUUCACAUCCGUGUUGGGGCUCAGCAGCUCGCGGUCUUGGCCGGAUGCACCGCCCAUGUUGACUCCAGUCCGCGCCACACCAGAUGGCGCGCAGAUGCAAGUCGCUGGACGCCGGCGGACAACUGCUUCCAGUCGUGAAGUCAACUGAUGCUGACUGGUUGGACAUCUCCACACGGUAUGCUGCCCUUCCCAGAGUACAGUGCGUGGAUCCUCGCGCUGAUGAUGGUCAGCGGACUCCACUGCAAGCGAAUAUCGAAGACAGUGAUAAUUUCUGAAAUGCUUAAAUGGGUGGAUGCUGAAAAAGCCUGUAGGACAGAAGGACCGGACUGUCACCUGGCGGUUGGAGAGGGUGAAGAAAGCAUCCAGUGGGACACAGUGAGCAUCAGUGACAGUCAGCACUGGAUUGGUGCAAAAAGGCAGCGCAUCGUAGCUUGGAGAGAAUCUGGAAGACCAUUGUUUAAGGCAACUGGCUGCUAUAGGACCUCGACUAGUCUCGGCAAUGGUCGCACAUUACCUCAAAACAACCCGGAUGAGUGUUUUCAAACAUGCAGGACGCAGUUUGUAGCUCUACAAGUAAGUGACUAUAUCUUGCCGGGAAAAUGUUUGUAUUGAAGUGGUAAAUAUGUA